This is a messenger RNA of Sitodiplosis mosellana (orange wheat blossom midge), 2728 nucleotides long. RefSeq names its product E3 UFM1-protein ligase 1 homolog (gene Ufl1). Gene Ontology annotation, molecular function: UFM1 ligase activity. NCBI's taxonomy places the organism in Eukaryota, Metazoa, Arthropoda, Insecta, Diptera, Cecidomyiidae. Gene Ontology annotation, cellular component: endoplasmic reticulum membrane. The transcript has 5 exons. Gene Ontology annotation, biological process: response to endoplasmic reticulum stress; regulation of proteasomal ubiquitin-dependent protein catabolic process; protein K69-linked ufmylation. The record is from RefSeq and is a predicted model, not a curated record. Bases 14 to 2440 code for a protein of 808 amino acids.
AAAAAGUUGUCAAAUGUCAAAUACUUUCUUUGACAUCGACUGCAGUGAAACUGACGGAAUUUGCCACGACAAAUUAAUUCCGAAUAGAUUGGAGUGCAUAAAAUUAUUAUUGAAAAGAAGAAAAAAAAUGUCUUCAGACUGGGAUGAAAUUCGAAGAUUGGCCUCCGAUUUUCAGAAGGUGCAAUUGUCUUCAACAUUGCAAAGACUUUCGGAACGAAAUUGUGUUGAAGUCGUUUCAUUGUUGAUCAAACAAGGCCUUAUCAAUGUGGUAUAUACGACCGAUGGCAAGGAAUACAUCACGCCGGAGCACCUGCAAAAGGAGGUGGAAGAUGAGCUUUAUGUGCACGGUGGCCGUGUUAAUUUGGUUGAAUUGGCACAAAUAUUAAAUGUUGACCUGUUUCACAUCAAUACGAUCGCUGAGCGAAUCUCAAAAGAGCGUGAUGAUUUGUACUUAAUCUUGGGCCAACUUAUCGAUGAAACAUACCUGCAAAGGAUCGCCAUUGAGAUCAAUGAAAAAUUAGCGCAAGAAGGUGAAAUUUCCGUCUCCGACUUGACCAUUCAAUUCGAUUUGCCAUCGGAGUUUUUGUUGGCUCAAGUGAUGGAAAAAUACUUGGGCAAACUGAUUAAAGGACGACAAGAUUCGACUGAUUCUCGCAUUUUCUUUACUCCGACCUACAUUUCACGGUGCAAAGCCAAAAUCCGUGGCGGUUUGCUUGCUCUAACCCAUCCAACAUCGACCGCCCAAAUCAUUCAGCAAAUUGGUGUGCAAGAACGUAUUUUCUUUACCUUAUUCAAUGAAGUGAAUCCGGCUGGUGUGCUUACAUCAAAACAACAUGGUGCUCAGUAUAUUCCGCACGUGUAUACGAAAAACCAGCGUGAGUGGGUCGAAUCAUUCUAUAAACAAAACUUCUACUUGGAAUAUGAUGCAGUUAAUCGAUUGGGAGUGUCCGAUGCCAAGGGUUUCAUAAAACGAACCGUUGGCAAUGAACCGAUAACAUUCUUAUCAAAAUGUUGCUUGGGACAACGGAUUCUCGAUCAAAUUGAAUCAUCGCUGGAUGAAUGCAUUUCAACUGGGUCAUAUUUGGAUGUGGGUUCGAUUUUACCAUCGAUUAUGUCCGAAGAGGAUAUUGAAGGUGUCAUUGAUGCCGUACUCACACCAAUCAAACAGAAGCAAACACUAUUAUUCGGUACAACCAUUUUAACUACGCAGUUCAUUGAUGGUUUGCUGAAACCAUGCCAUGAAUUGAUUGAGAAAAAUGCCAAACAAUCGGUUGAAACGGGCAAAUAUCAACAAUACAUCGCUGAAAAGCAAAUGAGCUCCGGUCGAAAUGCUGAUAUCGACACAUCGGAUCGCAAAUCAGAUCGGAAGGAUGAAAGACGUCGCAAGGCAACUGGAGGCAAAAGUGGCGGCGGUGCUCAAGGACGUGAAACAAAAACCAAGUCUACAAAGAAAUUGUAUCGGGCCAGCGAUCGUGGACAUCAGUCGGAUUCCGAAGAAGAAACAUUUAAUAGCAAAAAGAAAGAGGGACCAACCAUCGAAUUGAUUUCGCUGAAAGAAAUUAAGCACAUUCUGGACGAGCAACUCGAACCCGAAGGUUUGGAUGAUUUAAGCGAACUCAUAGCAAAACAAUACUAUCCAUCACUAACAAAAUUAUCGCUCGAAAUUGCCCAUCAACUCUACGAGAUUUCAUUGCAAAACACCACCCAAAAUCAACGUCAAACUCACGCUGCUUUGCAAACAAAAUUGAACGAGCUAUUGGUUAAUGUUCGUUUGUAUGAAAAAGGGCUGCAUUUGUUAUCGGCCGAUUUGCAAGGUCAACUUGUGAAAUACUUGCUCAAAACUCACGGCACUGAUGUUUGCAACGAUAUCUUUUUCUAUGUUGCUGGCGAAUGCAACCUCAACUUUGUCGACGUCAACUUAAAGCCCGAGCAACGAGCGAAAAUUGCACAGGACUGUGGUCAAGAAUACAAAGCAGCGUUGACGGCACUGAAUAAAGCCAUUGCCGGUACAUCAAUCGAAGAGUUCUUGGAAGCAGCAGAAAACGCCCUUGAGGCAUGUGGCAUGAUAUUGAAAAAAAUUGAUAAGAAGAAAGACAGAAAUUUGAUAUUGUGUCACAAACACGCGCUUUUAGAGCAAUUAUCAAAAUGUAAUGACCCAGCGCUCAGUCUUCAUUUGGCCGUGCUUGUUAUCUUCACCAUUUCGACGCAAUGUAUGCUGCACGCUUCUGGAAAAUUUGUUUCAUCGAUAUUGAGUUUCCUUCAACCGUCAUUGUCUCCUGAACAGAGCUCGGCAUUGACGGAAUUCCAUGAUUUGGUAUUGAAACUAUUGUCAGAAUCGGACGACACCAAGCUCAUUUCCGAAGAACUGCAAAAGAAAAUGGAAAAAAUUAAGAACAUUGCCAGCACAUACAAGAAGAACGGCACCACAGCAGCCGAUUAAAACCACCUACAUAUUGCGCUAUCGAUCGGAUUUUUUUUUGAUUUUCUUAUGAAUCAAAUCCAUUAUCGACGUAUUUGAAUGGCUUAAGUAGCAAAGUAAUUGAUUGAUUGAUUGGCUUGGAUUAUUUUUGCAAUACAGUUUGAAUCAUCAUAUGUUCCACUUGAAAAAAAAAAUAUAUUCAGACAAUCAAUGAUGCAAUCACAAAGUUGUUGUUGCUAUUUUAUUGAGAAAUGUUCUUAAGUUUCCUUUUAUUUUACAAAUAAAUCAUCCAAUUUUCUCCAGAAAAAA